AUAUAUCCCGUGAGGACCAUCUGCAGCAUUUUGUGGUUAGUAUCACCUCUCCACACAUCCUCUGGCACCUCUUCAUCAGUGCAUCAGAGGCAGAGAAAACAUCUAACUGCACUCAGCCUAUUUCAAGGGUCCGGCGAAUCUGCGGACGGACACCCCCCAGCCCCCCGCCCCACCGCCCCGCCUUCGCCCCGUUGCGCACUGACGUCAGCGCGCACCGUCACCAUCCGCCUAUCCGCGCGCAGCAGCAGCAGCAGCAGCAGAAUCCCCCAGAAUCAGCCGCUCGACUCCCGGGAACUCAGCAACGAGACGCGGCCGUCCAGGAGCGACUCAACCGGCGUCUGGUCUGCAGAACUGGUCCCGGCCCCCCCGACCUCAACUCGUCCACUCGUCGCGCAGGUAUGGACCAAGCGGCGACCUCCUCCUCCUCCUCCUCCUCCUCGUCCAGUCCGCGCAGAUAUACUCAUGAAGAGUAUAAAGAGACUGCGGACUGGCUGCUGGCCCACACAGAGCAGCGUCCUAAAGUGGCCAUCAUCUGUGGCUCAGGACUGGGCAGUCUGGCCGAUCUGCUGGAGGACAAGACCGUCUUCCCUUAUAAGGACAUCCCACGUUUCCCCACCAGCACUGUGCCAGGUCAUGCCGGUCAGCUGGUGUUCGGGAAGCUGCAGGGCCGUGAGUGUGUCUGUAUGCAGGGGCGAUUCCACUUCUACGAGGGCUACGACAUACAAACGGUGACAUUCCCGGUGCGAGUCUUCUUCCUGCUGGGUGUGGAAACUCUGAUUGUGACGAACGCAGCCGGGGGACUCAACGACGCCUACAACGAGGGAGACAUCAUGCUCAUCAAGGAUCACAUCAACCUGCCAGGCUUCGCGGGGCAGAACCCGCUCUGUGGCCAGAACGAUGAGAGGUUUGGAGUGCGCUUCCCCUGCAUGUCGGAUGCGUAUGACCGCGAGUUGAGGGCUCUGGCCAGGCAAACGGCAGAGGAGCAAGGCUGCGGCGGCUUCCUGCAGGAGGGGGUUUACUGCAUGGUGGCUGGACCGUCAUACGAGACCAUUGCCGAGUGCAGACUUCUGCGUACGCUGGGGGCCGACACCGUGGGUAUGAGCACAGUCCCAGAGGUGCUGGUGGCUCGUCACUGUGGCCUGCGCGUCCUGGGUCUGUCCCUCAUCACCAACAUGACCGUGACAGAUUACGACAGCAACCAGAAGGCGAACCACGAGGAGGUGCUGCAGACCACCCGGAACCGAACCCAGGACCUCGAGCGGUUCGUCAGCAACCUCAUCGCCAAGAUCUAGUACUUCCUUUAUAGAAGCAAAUCGGCAAAAAAACUAAUAAAGAUUUCCGGCCUUGCAACUAAGUGAUUGGUGCUGGGGCAAAAUGUAGCUAAGAGAAAAAAGUUUAAAAUGUGUGUGCAGAUGGGGAACUGGGGUGAAUGGGUUAUUAGUUAUUACUGGGUAAAUAUUGUUAACCAUGGGACUGGGUGAGUACAAGAAAUUAAUAUUAUUAAUAUGGCAGAGAUAAUCUAAGGAGAGCAACAACUAACCAGUAAGCCAUUGGUUUUCAAAUCUUAAUCAAAUGUAAAGCUUGCUUUCAUUUGUUAUGAUUAGAACUUUUUGAUUUUGCACUGUCCAGGAUUAAAGUUUUAAGUCUGUUUCACUGACAGAUUUGCCUGUGGUGUGUAUGUGGUCAGAAAGCGAGCACCGCUGCACCAGUAACCGCAGCCGUCAAUGAUGUCAGGAUGUUCUGACACACCCUCCGCAGCAGUACAGUGAGAAAUUAAAACACUGCAGGCCGGCAAUACUAGUUUAAGGGCUGUUGGGUUGAUUUUUAAUAAUCAAUGGAUGACACAUUGGAUGUGACUCUUGAUAGGUUGUAACCAGGGGACCGUGAGGAAAUAUUAGCAGAUUUUUACAAAAAAGUGCAUUGGAUUAAAAUCGCCUACUGCCCCUUUAAUGGGUCUUAAAUCCUUGGAUGACAUUGUUGUGUGUUUGUGCUGCUCUUGACGUUGAUGUUUGCAGGACCAAAGAAAGCGACUCUUUACACAAGCGCAGUGACUCAACAUAUUGACAUCUUCUAAUCAGAGGCUAUAAAAUGUUUUAUUUCGAUCAAACUCAAGCUCAUUGGGACCAACUGGCUCCUACUUUCCUUUGUCCCGUAGUCAGUUGUUAAAACUGAUGCACAACAAAUACUUAUUUUAGCUAUAAAUCGGAAUAGGCUUAUUUUAAUUUUUAAAUUAUAUUUUUUAAGUGGACAAAUAUUUUAACCAUUUAAUAUAUUUAUUGAGUAAAAAUGUGAAAAUGUGAAAUGCCACUGGCGUGUCUAAAUUCUUGUCGGUUCUCAGAUAAAAGGAUCCGAGAGAAAAGGAAAGAUUUAGCUGAAUCAAACCCCAUCCGAUAUUUCAACGCUCUUGAUUUGAGUAAUACCACGGAUCAGUGGAUUUAUAUAGAAAUCUAAUCCAUCACUAAAAUAAUAUAUAUAUAACCUGAAAGGUUUUUGGAUCUGUUUUCUUUGCACAACCAUAGACCGUAGCACUGUAAUAUCCGGGCACCUGGUCGGUAGUUUUCAAUCUCCUCUGUGCUGAUCUGGAGCCUCCUGCCAGGUUCACUUGACCAUCUCAUUCGUUAGAGCUGGAAAAGGCUGCGGAGAUCCCGGAUCAGCGGUCCACCUCUCACACCAAUUUGUAUCAGGCUUAACAUCAAGAAGAUGCUGAUGGAGGUCCUAAUGGGGAAUUCCACUCAAAAUGUAAAAAUUUGGGAGCUGCUCCAUUUGCAGGAAAUGUGUCCUUUAACACACAGGGAGUUCAUUCUAAGGUGCUUGAUUUCUUUAUCUUACAAGUUCUGAAGAUAUAUAAUAACCCCCAAAAAAUGCCUUUGACUCAUUUGCUACUCAAAUGCUUUUCAUUUUCAUGUAUGGGCAUGAGACCACAUUUUGCAAUCUGUCUUGGUGUUAGUCUCUAUUCAUUGUAUAUGCUCUGUUCAAUCAUAUCCAGGUUACUUGCAAGAUGAGCUUCACUUUACAUUAAAAAACGAUACUGCUGUCAAAAUAAAAAAACUUUCAUACAA
This is a messenger RNA of Scophthalmus maximus (turbot), 3059 nucleotides long. RefSeq names its product purine nucleoside phosphorylase 6 (gene pnp6). The transcript is spliced from 7 exons. The coding region runs from base 399 to 1292 and encodes 297 amino acids. Lineage: Eukaryota; Metazoa; Chordata; Actinopteri; Pleuronectiformes; Scophthalmidae. Gene Ontology annotation, cellular component: cytoplasm. The record is from RefSeq and is a predicted model, not a curated record. Gene Ontology annotation, biological process: nucleoside metabolic process. Gene Ontology annotation, molecular function: purine-nucleoside phosphorylase activity.